AUGGGAAGCACCUUUUCGUCUGUGAAUUCUCAACUUCCACAUGAAUGGGAAAGGACAAGUGGAGUGGAAUAUAUGGUGACAACUUUGAAUUUCACAUGAUGCAUCCCCAUUUCAUGCUUAUCUUCUUCACCUUUCUUUUGGGUUAACUAGGUUUUCUUGCUGUCCUGCUGCCCAUCUUAGGCUCUGGUCGGCUAACUCAGUAAACUAAUGCAUGUGAAUGUAUUACAGAGACAACAUGCACUUGGUAGGACCCAGUUCUGCACUAAUACUGUAUGUGUCAAAAUUUCAAUGAUCCAACAGCACUUUGUUUCUGUUAAUCAUUAAAGUUUAUUGUACAGUAUAAAGUACGGGUACUCAUCUUAGACUUUACUUCAAAUUAUGCAGUCUCCUCUGGUUUUGUAACAAACUCUUUCUCAGAUAACAGAGUUUUGCUCCAGUUGAAUCCAAUGGGAAAACAUGCUUCGGUUCUGGCAUUUUACAUAACCAUAUGCUGUAUUGCUUUUGUAAUAUCGAAGAUUAUAAUCGCAGUCCUCAUCUAUAGGCGAUGGAAGAGAAAGCACUUGGUUUUCGAACAUGGCUUCUCAGGUGGGAAAAUGGUUUUGUUCAGGGCACCGGUAAUGCAAUCUCUGAAAUCAGAUGUGUUCUUAAAGAAGACGCUGAAGUUAAGCAACAAGGACAUCAUUGGCUCAGGAGGGUAUGGGACAGUUUAUAAACUUACAAUAAAUGAAACCAUGGCCUUUGCUGUGAAAAGACUGAACAGAGGAAGUGCAGAUAGAGAUCGAGGAUUUGAGAGAGAACUCGAAGCAAUGGGGGACAUAAAGCACCGGAACAUUGUGACUCUUCAUGGAUAUUAUACUGCUCCACAUUAUAACCUUCUCAUAUACGAACUGGUAGCUAAUGGCAGCUUGGAUGGAGUACUUUAUGGAAGAUCAAUGACCAACAAGCGUUUAGAUUGGCCGUCCAGAUACAAAAUAGCACUAGGUGCUGCAAGAGGAAUAUCAUACCUUCAUCAUGAUUGCAUCCCUCACAUAAUCCAUAGAGAUAUCAAGUCAAGCAAUAUAUUGUUGGAUCAAAACAUGGAGGCUCGAGUGUCUGAUUUCGGGCUGGCAACUUUGAUGGAACCGGAUAAGACUCAUGUUUCAACACUAGUAGCUGGAACUUUUGGAUACUUAGCUCCUGAAUAUUUUGAUACUGGAAGAGCAACAGCCAAAGGGGAUGUUUACAGUUUUGGAGUGGUUUUACUAGAGCUUCUAACUGGUAAAAAGCCUACAGAUGAAGCAUUUGUUGAGGAAGGAACAAAGCUUGUGACGUGGGUGAAGGGAGUUGUUCAGGACAAGAGGGAGGAGUAUGUACUUGACAGUAGCUUAGGGUGUUGUCCAGGAGAUGAGAUUAACAAUGCCUUUAGCAUUGCACUAAUGUGCCUUGAACCAGAGGCUUCCAAGCGGCCUACCAUGGCUGAGGUUGUCAAGAUGCUUGAGCAGAUAAGAAGUGACAAAGUUAUAGAUACUUGAAUCAUAUUGUUAGUCUCCUAUUUGCACCAAGUUAAAGAAAAAGAAAAUUCUUCUUUGUUUAAGACGAUUUAUUGAUUUUGAUCCGUCUGUUUAUGCUCCUCUAUAUGGGAGUCAUAGCCAUGUCACCAAGAGCUUUUUUCAUCAUCUCUCAGAUGUUCAGAAAUGAUAAGCAACUGAUAAUCAAUUACAAAAUUC
Rosa chinensis is the source of this 1706-nucleotide messenger RNA. Its product is annotated as receptor-like serine/threonine-protein kinase At1g78530. Lineage: Eukaryota; Viridiplantae; Streptophyta; Magnoliopsida; Rosales; Rosaceae. Gene Ontology annotation, molecular function: protein kinase activity; ATP binding. Gene Ontology annotation, biological process: protein phosphorylation. The transcript is spliced from 5 exons. Bases 447 to 1511 code for a protein of 354 amino acids. The record is from RefSeq and is a predicted model, not a curated record.